CAUGUACACACCCAUCCCCCAGAGCAGUUCCCCGUUCUCAGCCUCCGUGCAGAAUCCUGGCCUGCAUAUCUGGCGGGUAGAGAAGCUGAAGCCAGUGCCCGUAGCACCUGACAACCGGGGUAUCUUCUUCUCAGGAGACUCUUACCUGGUGCUGCACAAUGGCCCAGAAGAGCUUUCUCACCUGCACCUGUGGAUAGGCCAGCAGUCAUCCCGGGAUGAGCAGGGGGCUUGUGCAGUGCUGGCUGUGCACCUCAACACCCUGCUCGGGGAGCGACCUGUGCAGCACCGUGAAGUACAGGGCAAUGAGUCUGACCUCUUCAUGAGCUACUUCCCGCAUGGCCUCAAGUACCGGGAAGGUGGCGUGGAGUCAGCAUUUCACAAGACCUCCCCAGGGACCACCCCAGCUGCCAUCAAGAAACUCUACCAGGUGAAAGGGAAGAAGAACAUUCGCGCCACAGAGCGGGCACUUAGCUGGGACAGCUUCAACACUGGGGACUGCUUCAUCCUGGACUUGGGCCAGACCAUCCUCACCUGGUGUGGUGGAAAGUCCAACAUCCUGGAGCGUAACAAGGCCCGGGACCUGGCACUGGCCAUACGAGACAGUGAGCGGCAGGGCAAGGCCCAGGUGGAAAUCGUCACUGAUGGGGAGGAGCCUGCUGAGAUGAUCCAGGUCUUGGGCUCCAAGCCCCCUCUGAAGGAGGGAAACCCUGAGGAAGACCUCACAGCUGACCAAGCAAACGCCCAGGCCGCAGCUCUCUAUAAGGUGUCUGAUGCCACUGGACAGAUGAAUCUGACUAAGGUGGCCGACUCUAGUCCCUUUCCACUCGAGCUGCUCAUAGCUGAUGACUGCUUCGUGCUGGACAAUGGGCUUUGUGGCAAGAUCUACAUCUGGAAGGGACGAAAAGCUAACGAUAAGGAGCGGCAGGCAGCCCUCCAAGUGGCUGAGGGCUUCAUCUCCCGUAUGAAGUACGCCCCCAACACUCAGGUGGAGAUUCUGCCCCAAGGCCGUGAGAGUCCCAUCUUCAAGCAAUUCUUCAAGGACUGGAAAUGA
Molecule: messenger RNA, 1051 nt
Organism: Chrysochloris asiatica (Cape golden mole)
Lineage: Eukaryota; Metazoa; Chordata; Mammalia; Afrosoricida; Chrysochloridae
Gene: CAPG
Product: capping protein (actin filament), gelsolin-like
Exons: 9
Coding region: 2-1051 (349 amino acids)
Biological process (GO): barbed-end actin filament capping; actin filament severing; actin polymerization or depolymerization
Cellular component (GO): cytoplasm; actin cytoskeleton
Molecular function (GO): phosphatidylinositol-4,5-bisphosphate binding; actin filament binding
Source: RefSeq, a predicted model, not a curated record